AUGUCUGUUGAAUAUCCAGCGAGAUUUUAUUAUCAUUAUAACAAUAACAAUAGUAGUUGUACCACUUCCAUUAAUACUGAUAUCAAGAGUAAUAAUAACACCAGUUCAGUAGAAACUGUAACGAAAGAGAAAAAUAUAAUAUUAUUACAGCAGCAAACAAGAGAAAAAGAGAAAAAGGAAGAUCAAAAUACACAAAGAUUAGUGUAUUUAAAUGCUUUUUCAGAUAGUAGAAGUUUCAUAAAGCAAGAAAACCAUAGUAACAUUAAUUUGGCUCCAAAUUCUAAUAUAGUUAAGCAACCAGAGUGCCACAUCAAAGAUCCAACCAUCACCAUUGGUACUAUAAUUAAUAAUAAUAUCAGCGAUACUAAUCAUAUAAAUAAUAAUAUUAUUACUAAUAACACUGUUAAAAAAAUACUAUUAACUAUACAGGGUCACACACCACAUACUUCAGACUCUUCUUUCGCUACGACUACAUCAUCAUCGUCAUCAAGUAUGGAGAGAGAAAGGCAACAACAGCAGCAUCAAUUGGAAGAUAUUGACAACCAAAAUACUAUAAGUAGCCCAACUUCUAUAGAAAGCAUUCUUGUGCCCAAUAACACUAAUACUAAUACUAAUACUGGUGGUGAUACAAUUAAUUCAAAUAACGGUAUAAACACUACUUUAAACAAUUGUACCCGCAAUCAUAAUAAUAAUAAUAAUAAUAAUAAUAAUAAUAAUAAUAAUAAUACUACUACUGCUACUAAUAAUAAUAAGAAUACUCCUGUUAUUAAUAGUGCAACAACAAUUAACAACAAUAUAAUGGGUACUGAUUAUAAGGACAGGAAAACUGGGAAAAUCAAUAUUCUGCCGAAUACUACUUCAAAUGGCACUUUAAGAAAUCAUCCCUUUUAUAUUAAAAACAAUAACAACAACAUUGAUAGCAGUAGCGGGAUCAAUAGUACCAACACGGAUAUUAUAAAUAUAAAAAAUAAAGUUAAUGCUUAUAAUAUAAAGCAUUUUACUGGAAAAAAUAACAAUACUGGCAAUACUAAUAUUAAGAUAAAUAAUAUUCCCACCUAUUUUAAUAAUAAUCAUAAUAACAGCAAUAUCAAUAACAAUAACCUUAAUAGCAAGGCUGUGCAACAUAAAAAGAGCGCUGAGCUUACAGAUAAUGAAGUUGUGCAAUAUUCUGUGUUGAAUACUACUACUACAACAAAUAGUACAUCAUCCGAUGAUAAUGAAAGCUUUACUGGGAUAAUUGGCCAUAACGAAAUUAACAAUAAAAAUAAUUUAGAUAUACCUGCUGUUAAUACUGCUACUGCUACUGCCACUGCUCCUUCUCUUCUUUCUUCUCCCCCUCCUACCGCUGCCGCUACUAAUACCACCACCACCACCACCACCACCAUCAACAACAAUAACAACAACAACAAGAACAACAAUUAUAAUACCAUGAAUAACGUGAAUGAUAAUAACGAUAACAAUGCUGUAGUGAUGGAUACGGAAAGUUUGUCAGAUACAGGAUCUUAUUUUACAAGCGAUAAAGAUACUGGUGUAUUAUUAAAUAAAACUAUCAGCAGAAAUAUUAUUCCGAAGAAGAAACAACAGCCUAAUAUUAAAAAGAAAAGACAUAGCGAUAUAAAUAUCAACCAUAAUAUUUACAAUAACAAUAAUGGUAGCAAUAGCAGAAGAUCUACUGGAAUUUUUUCCACCACCUCAAUGCCUGGUUCACAAUCUGUUAAUAAUAAUGCAACUCCCAAUAUACGACAACCACCCUUUUUUUCACACAAACAUUCACAGAUUAUACCUGUUGGUGAUAGUGCGGAAACUUUUCAUAAUAGCAAUACUAAUAUUGUUAGCACUAAUAAUUACAAUACCGACAGCACCAGCAGUGGUAGUGGCAGUACAGACAAUUUGUUGGGAAGCAAACAUCGCCACCACCGAGUAAACGACGAUAAUUUGAAAAGAUCAGAACUGGCUUCUAAGGAAAUAAGGAAGAUGAGACAAUCUUUAUUAUUAAAAAGAAAUACCCGUUUACAUAACCAUCAUAAUGCAAAUGACAAAAAAAACAGAAAGAACUAUGGCAACAGUUUAUUGGAUGAUGAUCGUGUGCUAGUGGGAAACAGAGUUAGUGAAGGGCAUGUUAAUUUUACUAUUGCAUAUAAUAUGUUAACUGGUAUUAGAGUGGCAGUUAGCCGAUGUUCAGGUAUUAUGAAACCACUAACUAACACCGAUUUUAAAUUAACGAAAAAACUAGUUUUUGAUUAUCAUGGCAAUGAAUCAACACCAAGCUCACAAUAUGCAUUUAAAUUUAAAGAUUAUUCCCCGGAGGUGUUUAGAGAGUUAAGGUGCUUGUUUGGAAUUGACCCGGCCGAUUAUUUGAUGUCCUUAACAUCCAAAUAUAUUUUAAGUGAAUUGAAUUCGCCAGGUAAAAGUGGCUCUUUUUUCUAUUUUAGUAGAGAUUACAAGUACAUAAUCAAAACUAUUCAUCAUUCGGAACAUCGGCACUUACGCAAGACUUUAAAAAAUUAUUAUAAUCAUGUCAAAGAAAACCCAAAUACAUUGAUUUCUCAAUUUUAUGGGUUACACAGAGUUAAAAUGCCAUUUUCGUACAAGAAUCAAAUUAAACAUAGGAAAAUAUAUUUUUUGGUUAUGAAUAAUUUAUUUGCACCUCAUUUGGACAUACAUGCAUCUUACGAUUUGAAGGGUAGUACAUGGGGUAGGUUGACACCUACGGAAAGUCAUCCUAAUAUUUAUAACGAAAAUGACGAUGACACAAACCGACCCGUUUUAAAAGAUUUGAACUGGAUUAACUCCAAUAUGCACAUAGAGUUUGGGCCUUUAAAGAAACAAAAGUUUUUAGAGCAAUUGCGCAAAGACGUAACACUAUUGAGUAAAUUAAAUAUCAUGGACUAUUCCUUAUUACUCGGCAUUCAUGAUAUGGAUAGGGGUAAUGAUUUAUUGAAUUUAGAUGAUGGUAAUGAAAAUUAUAAUGAUAACAUACAAAAGGGACAUGCACCGUUAACAAAGAGUGGCAACAACAAUAAUAACAACGCGAGAGUGGAUAAUAGCCAUGCUUUUGGAUUACAUUAUUUCCAGCAGUAUGAGGGUGGCAUAAGAUCUAGUGAUAAAUUAGAUCAUGAUACAAAUAAGAUAUAUUUUAUAGGGAUAAUCGACUGUUUGACAAAUUACAAUAUAAUCAAGAGGUUGGAAACAUUUAUUAGAAGUAUUAACCAUGAUUUAAGCGAAGUUAGUGCUAUACCACCAAAAGCUUAUUCUGAUAGAUUUUAUACAUUUAUUUCCAAGUCAAUUGAACCAUCGCCAUCAAUUAGUACAAGCACUAGUGAGAACGUAUCAUGA
Molecule: messenger RNA, 3336 nt
Organism: Saccharomycodes ludwigii
Lineage: Eukaryota; Fungi; Ascomycota; Saccharomycetes; Saccharomycodales; Saccharomycodaceae
Gene: MSS4
Product: 1-phosphatidylinositol-4-phosphate 5-kinase
Exons: 1
Coding region: 1-3336 (1111 amino acids)
Biological process (GO): phosphatidylinositol metabolic process
Molecular function (GO): phosphatidylinositol kinase activity
Source: RefSeq, a predicted model, not a curated record